AUGGCUCCUACCGCAGUUGACCUCCACAGAGAAUACGAAUCGUCUCUUGCUCAAGAAAAUGGCAUCCCAUUCCAGCCAAAGAGCAGAAGAGACUCCGUUGCAAGCACUUUGGGUCUGAACCCAGAGGCCACCAUCCGUUACAACUCCUCUUUCCCAAUCUUGUACGAGGACGGAUUGAAGGAGAAAGGCACCUCGAUUUCCUCUUCUGGUGCCCUGAUCGCUUAUUCUGGCUCCAAAACAGGACGGUCUCCAAAGGACAAGAGAAUCGUUGACGAGGAGUCUUCCACAGAGAACAUCUGGUGGGGACCGGUCAACAAGAAGGUGGACGAACAGACUUGGAAGAUUUCCAAGAGCAGAGCCAUCGACUACCUCAGAACCAGAGAAAAAGUCUACAUCAUCGAUGCCUUUGCUGGCUGGGAUCCUCGCUACAGAAUUAAGGUGAGAGUCGUUUGUGCUCGUGCUUACCAUGCGCUAUUUAUGAAAAACAUGCUGAUCAGACCAACCGAAGAGGAGCUCCGCGACUUCGGAGAACCAGACUUCACCAUCUGGAACGCUGGUCAGUUCCCUGCCAAUGUCUUUACGAAAGGUAUGACUUCUGCAACCAGUGUGGAAAUAAAUUUCAAGGACAUGGAGAUGGUGAUUCUGGGAACCGAGUAUGCUGGAGAGAUGAAGAAGGGUAUUUUCACAGUGAUGUUCUACCUCAUGCCAAUAAAACACAAGGUGUUGACUUUGCACUCGUCUGCCAACCAGGGAAUCGAGCACGGAGACGUGACUCUUUUCUUUGGACUCUCAGGAACAGGAAAAACCACUCUCAGUGCUGACCCUAACCGUAAGCUGAUCGGUGACGACGAGCACUGCUGGUCCGACCACGGUGUUUUCAACAUCGAAGGUGGCUGCUACGCCAAGUGCCUGGACCUUUCUGCAGAAAAGGAGCCGGAAAUCUUCAACGCCAUCAAGUUCGGCUCUGUGUUGGAGAACGUUGUCUACGACCCGGUUUCCAGACUUGUCGACUACAACGAUUCGGUGAUCACUGAGAACACCAGAUGUGCGUACCCGAUCGAGUACAUUCCUUCUGCCAAGAUCCCAUGCUUGGCAGACAAGCACCCAAAGAACAUUGUGUUAUUGACCUGCGAUGCCAGAGGUGUGCUUCCGCCAGUUUCCAAACUAACGAACGCCCAGGUGAUGUACCACUUCAUCUCUGGAUACACCUCCAAGAUGGCCGGAACUGAGGACGGUGUCACCGAGCCAGAGGCCACUUUCUCUGCAUGUUUCGGACAGCCAUUCCUGGUGCUGCACCCAAUGAAGUACGCCCAACAGCUGUCUGACAAGAUCAGCGAGCACAACUCCGACGCCUGGUUGCUCAAUACCGGAUGGACAGGCAAGUCUGCCUCCAAGGGCGGAAAGCGUUGUCCAUUGAAGUACACCCGGGCCAUUUUGGACGCCAUCCACUCUGGCGAGCUCAAGAAGGCCGAGUUCGAGACCUACCCAACCUUUGGAUUGCAGGUGCCUAAGGCUGUUCCUGGUGUUCCAGCCUCGAUCCUGAACCCUGCCCGUAACUGGGACGAUGGUGUGAAGGGUUUCAACACAGAGGUCACCAACCUGGCCCAGCUGUUCAUGGAGAAUUUCGAGAAAUACAGCACCCAUUGCACAGAGGAGGUGAAGGCUGCCGGCCCUGCUUUGUAA
Ogataea philodendri is the source of this 1683-nucleotide messenger RNA. RefSeq lists its product as uncharacterized. The record is from RefSeq and is a predicted model, not a curated record. Gene Ontology annotation, cellular component: cytosol. Bases 1 to 1683 code for a protein of 560 amino acids. The transcript has a single exon. Gene Ontology annotation, molecular function: ATP binding; phosphoenolpyruvate carboxykinase (ATP) activity. Gene Ontology annotation, biological process: gluconeogenesis. Lineage: Eukaryota; Fungi; Ascomycota; Pichiomycetes; Pichiales; Pichiaceae.